UAACUCAAUUCUCACAAACAAUGACGAUAGUUAAACAUGUGUAUUUUGAGAUAAUUCAUUUUUAAUAAUCAAUUUGACUUUUUCUCUUCCGGCAUGCACGCUACAUUUUCCCUAUCCGCAGUUAUCUGGAUCCCAACCCAUAAUUCAACUCUGGUUAGUAUACGUAUUUUUUCUACGUUAGUUUUCAAAAAGCAAUUUCUCUUUCAACAACUAAAACAAUAGUCGACUGGCUUAUUAUUUUUCGCUGUUAGCACUAUCGAUUAGCAGUACCUAGUUGAGUCCCACAUCUGUAGCAUUCAAACGGCUGUCUCGGAAAGGCAGUGCGCCAUAUCCGCUACUGUAUAGACAAAAGUUCAUAAAGUUACCCUCAUUAUUCGUGUACUUCAAUCAGGCAGUUCAGACAGUAGGAUCCGUCGAACGCUAUAAUGAAACCACUAUCACCUCAUCAACCACCACCCCCAUAACGGAUGUUCGGGGGAAUGGUGCAAAGUGUUGCUAUUUUUUUAUAUUGCUCCUACCGGAAAAGGUGUUAGUUAUACACCGUUGCGACCCACUAUCCGUUUUAGUCGUCCCUUUUGCCCCGCUGUUGGGUUUGAACUACAAUCCCAGUUCCCUACUGAGGCAGUUGGUUUGUUGAUUCCCGCUAGUACGGUUAGGCACAUCUUGCGUACGUAAUUUGCAUUUGGAAAGUUUUAAUUGAGGGGAAGGGAGCGGAAACUGGAUACAUUUCCGUUUGUAAUCCAGCAAAUAUGUUGGCAAAUGUAGCGCAAGCAGCUUCUUUGGGUGCGCAAAAAAAUGGUAAUGCUAAUCCCACCAACCCCGCUCGGCUCACGCGUACAACCAGCAAGGCCACUGGAAAUAGUCUGAUCAGUGAAACAUUGACGAAUGUCAUCGCUGCCAAGAGGAAAAGUCGUUUCAAGGAGAUAACAGAAGAACUCAACCAGCGCAUCAACAAGGAGGACAUUGAGGAACCCUACCAGAAGCCUCUGUUCAACACGGAUAAAAUAAGGCGCAUGAUGGAGCGGGUUAUCGUGCGCCAGUUCGAUGUGGACGAGGAGGAGCAACGGUACAUCUACGAUCCGUCCAAGAAUUUGAAAAUGUGCCAGAACAUUUCCAAGCAGAUCAAGGACCGCGUCAAACAUAUGAACUACAAAAGACACAGGAUCAUCAGUCUGGCUACUAUAGUGGAGAAGCAUCAGCAGGGGGUGUACUACAAAAUGAAGUACAUCUUGGAUCCGAAGAUGGACAAUUACAUUCGAUAUUAUCACGAGACGCCGCACUUUUAUGUUAUUGCGACUGUUAUUUUGGUCCAUAAGGAUUAGUGGAAAUA
Messenger RNA from Topomyia yanbarensis, 1330 nucleotides. RefSeq lists its product as uncharacterized. The transcript has 3 exons. Lineage: Eukaryota; Metazoa; Arthropoda; Insecta; Diptera; Culicidae. The record is from RefSeq and is a predicted model, not a curated record. The coding region runs from base 750 to 1322 and encodes 190 amino acids. Gene Ontology annotation, cellular component: cytoplasmic dynein complex; cytoplasm. Gene Ontology annotation, molecular function: dynein intermediate chain binding. Gene Ontology annotation, biological process: microtubule-based movement.